Messenger RNA from Vicia faba (fava bean), 675 nucleotides. Lineage: Eukaryota; Viridiplantae; Streptophyta; Magnoliopsida; Fabales; Fabaceae. The record is from the annotation of a GenBank genome assembly.
AUGGAUUACGACUUUAGCCUAGAAAUAAUUUCAAUUCAACAACCAACCUUUACAAUCCCAAAACAUGAUCCUUUUAGUAACAAUUUCUACAUUAAUUUGAAUUGCACCCAAACUAAUUAUCCCUUGCAUAUCAAUGCCUCAAAUUCAACCUUUGAUUUUAUGACCAAGGUGAAUCGAACCUUGUUGGUUCCUUGUGAUAUCUUAUGUAAAUGUAAUGAAGUUACAAUAUUAGAUGAAGCUGCCAAUAUUUUCUUAUAUGACUCUUUUUCUUCUGUGCCUAUUUCUUCUACCAUAUUAAAAGAAAUUCUACCUCAUCUUGGUGAAUAUGCUAGGGAGAUGAUUGCAGACAAUGAUGAAGGUCAUAAUAUGUGGGAAUUAGAUGUGACACUUGAUGUUAUUACAUGGUAUAAUGAAGAUCGUGAUGCUGUGGUAUCCCUAUUUAAUGUGGAUAUGUUGAAAAAUGUUGGAAUGGAUGAUUCUUUUUGUUACUCUACAAAUCAAUGUCCAAUUUGUUUGGAGGAAUUCUUAGAUAGGUCAAAUUCAAAAUUAGGAUAUGUUGUGACAAAAUGUUUACAUAUUUUUCAUAGGGAGUGCAUUUUUCAAUGGUUCAAAAGAUGCAUGAAUAGUGGUUUACCCUACUCAUGUCCAUUGUGCCGUAAUCAUCAAAUAAUCUAA